AUGAAGACGUGCAAUUUCGCCGCCGCCUUGUUGGCGGUCGCUCCCGCUGCUGUCGCCGGUUGGAGCUGGGCCCAGGGCAAGUCGAUCAAUUUCACCUCUGUCCCUGGCUACUUCGUCCAGGACGACGAGGCGACCGAUCCCACGGGAUUUGACUACGCCGCCGUCAAUUUCGGCCUGAUUAACCGGACCUACCCUACGGACAAGCGCUUGACCGCGGCGAAGAACAAGACCCAAUGGCAACGCUUUGAGGCGUUCGUCAAGGACCUGAACUCGGGCUGCCACAGGAAAGCCAACGUUCAGUACAAGGUCCUGUUCAUCGGCCGUCACGGCGAGGGCUGGCACAAUGCUGCCGAGUCUUUCUAUGGCACGCCCGCCUGGAACUGCUACUGGGCCGAACUAGAUGGGAACGGCACGGCUGCAUACAAGGCAAAUGCCUACUUCAAGGACCGCUAUGAGACGCAGAAGAUGCCGUACUUCCAGUCUUACUACACCAGCCCUCUUUCGAGGUGUACCGUUACGGCCAACUUGACGUUUGCAGACAUCCAUCUCCCUGCAGAGCAUCCCUUCAUUCCCACCGUCAAGGAAGGCUUUCGAGAAGGCAUAUCCAUCCACACCUGCGACCGGCGGUCAAAUAAGACGUACAUCUCCCACAUGUUCCCCACCUACAAGUUCGAGCCCGGCUUCUCCGAAACCGACCAGCUCUGGCGGGCCACGGAGGAGGAGACGGACGCCGCGCUCGCCCAGCGCGCCAAGGCGGUGCUCGACGACGUGUUCCGCACCGACAAGAACACGUGGAUCAGCAUCACGGCGCACUCGGGCAUCGCCGGCGCGCUGCUGGCCGCCCUGAACCACCGCCCCUUCAGCCUCUCCACGGGCCAGAUCAUCCCCGUCCUCGUCAAGGCCGAGGCGGUCGACUUGCGGCCCACGCCCACCGUGCAGCCGUACGAGCCGUCCGCCACGUGCCGCGCGCCGCCCGUCACCUCGAAUGCGAGCCAGGGGUGCGUCUGCGCCUCCACGACCGCGGCACUGCCCCGGGCCACUACCGGUGAGCCCUAG
This is a messenger RNA of Thermothielavioides terrestris NRRL 8126, 1056 nucleotides long. RefSeq lists its product as uncharacterized. The record is from RefSeq and is a predicted model, not a curated record. NCBI's taxonomy places the organism in Eukaryota, Fungi, Ascomycota, Sordariomycetes, Sordariales, Chaetomiaceae. Gene Ontology annotation, molecular function: phosphatase activity. Gene Ontology annotation, cellular component: cytoplasm. The transcript is spliced from 5 exons. Bases 1 to 1056 code for a protein of 351 amino acids.